AUGCCUAAAUUCAUUGUUAACACAAAUACAAGCAAGGAUAAGAUUCCAGAAUCUUUUACAGGGGAGCUGACCCAACAGUUAUCAAAAGCAUUGGACAAACCAGCACAGUAUCUAGCAACACAGAUCUCUCCUGAUCAGAUGAUGUCCUUUGGUGGCUCCACAGACCCUUGUGCGCUCUGCAGCCUCUACAGCAUCGGCAAAAUAGGAGGGCAGCAGAACAAGACUUACACCAAGAUGCUGUGUGAUCUCAUUUCGAAGCACUUGCAUGUAUCUGCAGACAGGGUCUACAUCAACUACUUCGACAUGAAUGCUGCCAAUGUGGGCUGGAAUGGCUCCACCUUUGCAUAGAGCUGUCCUGUCUGCCUGAAGAGGCUGCUCCUGGACCUCCCCUCACCCUGCCCUGUAGCAGAGACCGCGGCACAAAUGGCCCCGUGUUGCAUUUUGUGCACUCUCACAGAUUGAUGGCUCCUUUCUAGUGUGUUUAAAUAUUGCUGCUUCAACAUUCCUCUGUUUUCUCUGUGUAGAAAACAAAUAAAGAUUUAGAAGUAAGCU
Molecule: messenger RNA, 552 nt
Organism: Corapipo altera (White-ruffed manakin)
Lineage: Eukaryota; Metazoa; Chordata; Aves; Passeriformes; Pipridae
Gene: MIF
Product: macrophage migration inhibitory factor
Exons: 4
Coding region: 1-348 (115 amino acids)
Molecular function (GO): phenylpyruvate tautomerase activity; cytokine activity
Source: RefSeq, a predicted model, not a curated record